CUCAAGAAUCCGAAGGCAAGCAUUGCCGACGCCGAGAUCCGAGAAAAAAACAUAAAAAACAAAGCAAAAAAAUAAAAGAAAAUUAAAAUAAAAACGAGUAAACGUGAGCGCACCAUAAAUGACAAGCACAAACAAAGAGCUAAGCAAAUUAUAUACCAAAGUACAUACAAAAGAAUAUAUAUACAUAUAUGAGCACAAGUGAGACGCGCCAAAAAGAGUCGGGUAUAAGCAUAAAGCCAAUUGAAUUGCAAUUUUAUUGGGUUUAAUUGCUAAAACAAAAACCAACCAAGAGAGGACCAUAAAAGCUAUAUACGAAAUCUGUGCAAAAGUGAAAAUAUCGGCGAGGGCGAGUGAGAUAGCGAGUGACAGCAAGAGAUAGCACUGCAGAUAUAGCCACCAUAUAGGACCUGCCAACGAACCGAAGGAGAUGAAUCGAAUCGCCGGCCGCAGACUUCCGGUCCUCCAAUUUGCCCUGCUCCUGAGUCUGGUGGCCCUGGGAGCCACCCGUCCUCCCACCGAGGAUGACAGCGAUGUGGCCCUCCUACCGCCGGAUGCCGACAAUGUGGAGAUCCAUCAAGUGGAACUCGUGAAUGGCGUCAUGCAGGAGGAUCAUCCGGUGAUCAUGUACAAGGAGGAUUUUGUCACUGAGGAUUUUGACCCCUCUAAAAACGCCACCAGUCCAGGACACCACAAGAAGCACAGGCGAACGCACCAUCAUCAUGCGGAGCCUCAGCCAGAGAAUGAGGGCGAAAAGAUCCUGUUCGAUGUCCUGCCCGACAAACCGAUUGUGCUCAAGGACGACCUAGAGGCUGUGCCCGUUAGCAACUUGGAGGCCACUCAACUGGUGACACCUGUAAAGGAGCAAUGGUUACGGAAACUGCCCAAGAAGUACCACAGUCGCCAGCGUCGAAGCCCACAGUGGAAUGGACUUAUCACCGGCUAUUCAUAUAACAGCCACCUUCCCCUGCAGACCCUCUACUAUUUUCCUCGUUUACCGGUGCCUGGGAAGAAACCCAAUCUGCAGGGAGGAAAUCGAGGCUCACAAUCGAAUAGAAUCCCGAAUGGGGGGAUGUUCAACAGCCGGACGAUAUUAACAGUCGACUUGACUUAAUACAUGACUCCGAUCCAGCCAAUGCUGACUUUAGUCAAUUUAAUAAUCCCAGGCCCACGCGCCGCCCGGUUC
Messenger RNA from Drosophila serrata, 1183 nucleotides. It is a transcript of the gene hdly, whose product is annotated as hadley. The record is from RefSeq and is a predicted model, not a curated record. NCBI's taxonomy places the organism in Eukaryota, Metazoa, Arthropoda, Insecta, Diptera, Drosophilidae.